Messenger RNA from Homalodisca vitripennis (glassy-winged sharpshooter), 1860 nucleotides. RefSeq lists its product as uncharacterized. The coding region runs from base 138 to 1430 and encodes 430 amino acids. The transcript has 2 exons. The record is from RefSeq and is a predicted model, not a curated record. Lineage: Eukaryota; Metazoa; Arthropoda; Insecta; Hemiptera; Cicadellidae.
GAGUACUACUCUCUUCAUUGUGAUCAUGUUAGUAGUUUUAGUGUUGAGCUGUUGUGUCAAGUUCCAUUUCUAAAUUAUUAUUAUUUAUGAAAUAUAAUAAAAUACUUGGGUAAACCUUUUGUCUGCAACCGAGAAAGAUGACGACAGUUAAAGGAAACAUGACAGCAGAGAGCUUUCCUGAGUGGUUAACUGGCGAUUUCCUUCAAUCCUGCCUCGAGUCCGACAAAGAGAACUUUGGUGGGAUUACUGUCACAAGUCACGAGCUCGAGUGUGCCGUCGCCCCUGGGAACAACUACGGGAGUAAUAUAAUCAGGGCUAAUAUCCGGUAUAAGAAACCCAAUGAGCAAACUACUGAACAUUCAAUAUCUUUAAUCUUAAAAGCACCUCUGUCUGGAGAUUUGGUUGUAGUGCAAAAGAUGGGAGAUGUCUUGCACCAACUGUAUCGCAAUGAGAUAAAGUACUAUUGUGAGUUUAUCUCUGAAACUUACAAGCUUCUUAAACAUGACGUAGUCCCUAAACAUUACAAAUCUCCAAAUUCAUUAUGUUUGGUAGUGGAAGAUCUUAGUGUAUCGGGGUUUAAAAUGGUUGAUCGUCGCAAACUGCUUGAUUUCGACCACUGCAAACUUUUCACAGAGGCUUCAGCUAAGCUUCACGCUCUUGGAAUUGCUGUGCACAGAAUUAAUCCUGAAUUGAUUGAAAGUUUUGGUACGGAGAGUGUAGUAGUAAAUGAAACAUUAAAAAUGUCUAUGCCUAAUUCUCUUGUUUGUAUGGCUGCUUAUUUGGAAGAUAAACCGGACUACAAAAAACAGUAUCAAGUCAUCAGAGAAGCCAGCGAGAAUGAUGUAUUUUGGACUAUUUAUAAGAAUAUGUUGGACGAUUGCAAAUCGAAAGCUCUUAGAACUAUAACACAGGAUGAUCCUUGGUGCACGAACAUGAUGUUUAGAUAUGACGACUCGGGAAGAGCUGCUGGAAUAAAAAUCCUGGAUUUCCAGUGCAUCAAACUGAACUACCCACUACUCGAGUUUGUUAUGUUCUUGGUAUCAGCAGCCAACAUGGAAGUACGUGAACAUAGGUUAAACGACCUGUACAAAAUCUACUGUGACUCACUGAAUGGCAAUCUCGCAGAACUAGGAUGUCCUGAAAAGUUGUCUAUAGAAGAGUUGGAAACAGAAAUCGCUCAUCUCAGUCCAAUAACGCUCCUUUGGGUUUGCGGUUUGCCAAUAACUUUAACUGAGUCUGCUGCGGAGAUGGAAGAAUAUAUAAGCGUCAGAUUCUCAUUUGAAUCAGUCAAGGAUAGCCGCUUCUACAAAACUACUUACACUGGCCUUUAUUUUGACAUGUAUUAUCCACAGAUUCUUGAUGUGUACGACAAGCUAGGUGUUUACGAUUAUAUAUCGGAAAAAGUUAGGGAGAUAAAAUCUAAAGUGUAACAUACUUUUCUAGGUUACUUUGCUUUAUUUGUAUUUUAAAUAUCUAUUGGCCUCUCGUAAAUUGUAAUGUACUUCUACAAAUCUAUACACACACAUAUCUAUACGUGUUCUUCUUUUGUAUGCUCUUUCUUUUAAUUUACAGAAAUAUAGUGUUAGCAAAUGCCUUAUAAUUUUUGUUAAAUAUUAUGAAGUAAAUAUAUAAAAAUAAAAGCAUUUUUUAUACUCCUGUUUUAAAAACUAUUCAUAUUAAUGUUCCCUGCGUAGGAGAAUUAUUGUCAUAUCCCAGUAAACUAAUUGAUUUAUGCAGUGAAAAUAUCCAAAUGUUGAGCUGAGCGCACUUAGUAGACCUGACCAUAACAAGUCAACUGAUUGAAUUUUUACGAGAUUGAAGAAGCAGGUAUUUCGAUAUUAAACAUAUGAAUAAAUUAUU